Molecule: messenger RNA, 4433 nt
Organism: Melospiza melodia melodia
Lineage: Eukaryota; Metazoa; Chordata; Aves; Passeriformes; Passerellidae
Gene: TMEM275
Product: transmembrane protein 275
Exons: 2
Coding region: 628-1176 (182 amino acids)
Source: RefSeq, a predicted model, not a curated record
UUUUCCUCUCCCCGGGGGAAAAAGGGGCUGUUCUGCUCCGGGCACCUCUGUCAGCUGAAGGGGGCGGGAGCUGCAGCCUUGAAGUAGAAAAGGAAGAAGGAAAAGCAGCGGGGCGAGGAUGAGCGGCGCCGGACAGCGGUGGGCGGUGGGCUGAGCCUCCGGCACCGCGGGCUGCGGGAGGAGGAGGAGGAGGCAGCGGAGGAUGCGGCGGGGCAGGGAUGCCUGGGCUGAGCACCCAUCUGCCUAGGGAGAGCAGCAUCGUCCUCCGAGGGCGAGGGAGAGAGUGGGGGCAAAGCGGCGGAGCUCUCUGAGCUCUGCAAGGACUGCCCGCCUGACACCCCAGCAAAGUUUCCUGAGCUCGGUGACGACAGGGGAGCAGGGAUGUGAGAUCCCCCUGCCCGCAGCGCACAGCUGGGCUUCCAGCCCCCGUUCUGCUGGGACGAUCCAUGGCUUUGCCAUUCCCGAGUGAAGGGCGAGGGUGAGACCCCGGGCAGCCGCUCCCUCCAUCGCCUUCCCCGGCUCCGCGCUCCAUCCCAGGAUUUCAAGGCAACAGGAGACUGGAAACAGUCUUCACAACACAGCAUUCACCCUGUGAGGACUGAGGUGACCUCCAAGACUCUUCCCAGCAUGUUCAGUGAAAAGAGCAGCGCCUCUUUGCCCCAAAAACCCAGCCAGAAGAAGACCCGACCCCAGGGCCUCCCCUCCCCUGCUCUCUGCUGUGCCUGUGGACUCUGCAUCAUGCUAGCAGGGAUCAACAUCACCUUAGUGGGAGCUUUUGCCUUUGGGACCUUCCUCCCUGUGAACAACCCACCCAUCAUCAUCGGGCCCAUCCUGCUGGUGGUGGCCUUCACGUUCUUCGGUGCCUGCUGCAUCUGCAGCCGGAGGCCCCCGGCCCACGGGGCUAGGAAAUCCAAACCAGGCUCCAACAUUGGCCUCAUCAAACCUGGCAACACAGCCUUUGAAAUCGAAACCAGCGAGCACACGGUGCAGGACACCACUGCUGUCCAGCUGAGCCCCACCAACUCCCCCAUCUCCUCCAAAAAGUCCACCCCGGUGCACGAGAACGCCAAGGCUUGCAAACUCUUCACCAUGGAGGGCAACGGGCCAGUGGCCAAAUACUCCACAGGGGGAGAGGCCAUACAGCUCAACCUGCCCAGGGACCUGGCCACAUCCUAAACCCGGGCAAAGCUUUUGUCAGCAGCCAGCCAAACGCUGCCAUGGGCGGGCUGGAAUUGUGCCAUCAGUCAGGGGCGUGGGGAAGGUGCUAGUGGAAAGCCAGCAGUCAGUCAGGUCUCUCUGAACCACUUUAAGGGAGAUGGAUGCAACAGCAGAAAGAAAAAUAAUCCAGAUUUUUUUGCUGAAACAUGCCCAUUAUACAGUUUUUAAAAGAAAACUGAUAACGAUGCUGCUGCGAAAAGAUGAUCGCAGUUCCUGGAAAUAUGCUGCCGUUUUUGGGGAGCAGAUAGAAGAGGGGAAUGAAUUAAUUUGUCUGAUAUAAUGUGACAGUUGGAAGGAGAGGCUACAUGGGACUGACAAAUGACAGCUCUUUCUUCUCAGAAGUGAAGCAAUUCUUGGACAUAAAAGAAGCAGGAACGCAGUAAAUUACAGCUUGCUGCCACUCAGUCACAAGAAGAUUUCAGCAUUUUUAGUGCCAGACUUUUCGGCAGUAGGGACAAAGCUAUGUCUUUGCUACUGAAAAAGCAGUGUGAAACCAUCUCUCCUCUGUUGAAAAUUCUUGCCCCAUCCUGCCCUCAUUUGGGUGAUUUUACUGCCCAUUCUAAGAGAAGGAACCACAAGGAUCACAAUCAGCGCUGGUAUUUUCCUCUCACGUUAAUGAGCUUGAGCUGCAGCUGUGCUACUCCUCUCAGUGUAUUUCUUGGAAGAUCAGUCAGGCUGGAUCCUUGGGGAUGAGCUCCUGGGGUAACCAGAGACUAACAGGAGCCUGCAAAUUAAAUUUUUGGGCCGUGAUUAUGUAUUGAGUACUAGGCAACAUUCUUCCCAUAUUUUUGUGGAAGGCUGGCCUGGGACACGCCUCAGGGCAGGGGGUAGAUAACUGUAUGGGCUUCAGAAUAGCUCUGCUGGAAGAUGGUGACUGUGAGAUCCAUUGCCCAGGAGUGAAUCUUUGCUGCAGGAAAUUGAGUGCUCAGGGUGCUCACAAAGCAGUGGGAUGAGUUUGCAGAAGAGAAUUUAUCAAGAGCUGUUCCAAGCAAAGACGCUCCCUGUGCCUCAGAAAGACCCUAAUCUGAUGGAAUAAUGCUGCAAAGGAUUUGUGUUUUUCCCUGGGGGGACUCUGGCUGGGAGCACAGUGCUGUGCUGAUGGGCUUUGCUCUGACUCCUGUUCAGUGUGGGGAAGGACAGCACUGCCAGGCAGGACUUGUAUGUGGGGAGGAAGCAGCAAGAGAGUGGAUCUUGAGUGGGAAUGGCUGCACAGGUCCUCUGUUUAUGGUAACUCAAUAUUUGAAAUGUGUUUUUUGGGACUUUGAAUGACAAGGAAAUCAUCUGGACCACACCAUAUCACUGCAGUGGCCCAGCUAGCCCAGGAUCCAGUUUCUGACAAGGCUGAGAGCAAGGUCCUGAGAGGAACAUAAAGACAGGGGAAACCAGGAUGCUGCUUGCCAGAAGUGCUUUCCCAGCUUCCAAUGUGCUAUUGCUUAGGAGCUUCCUGAGCUGGAAGUGGUGCCUGUAUGUAGCAGCCCUGAGUGGAUUUCUCCCCCAUUUGCGCCUUGACUGUCUGUCAGUUCCCAUCAUUUGUGAUCCUGCAGCAGAGAGCUGCACACUUUGGCUUCUUUUCAUCCUGCAUCCUCCUACCUCUCCCUUUCAUGGCUCAAAUUUCCCAGGUUAGAAGGGUCAGCAAACAGCCCAUGGCCUCACCACCCCUUGGGUUUUCUGAGAUGUGUUUUCCAUGCCAUAUUCCCUCCAUCUCUCUCUCUCACAGAACUUUACAUCUCCUGUAGCCAGAGGGGCUCUUCCCAUUCAGCCCAGCAGCAGCCGCUUGCUUGGCUGAGGACAACACACCCCUGAGGCUUUAACCACCAGAAAUCCAUGCAGAGAGAGGUGGGAGGGCUGAAGGGGAAAUGUUGGAGGACAGGGAGGGGUUGUGGCAUGGCCAAGGCUCCCCUUGGCCACCAGGUACCUCUGUGAAGAGAAAAGCCCUGGUGCUGUACAGGCCAUGCAGGAGGUGUCCUGGCUGCUCUGGGGAGCCCCUGGGCAGCUGAUGUCCCUGCAUGAGCCCAGGUAGGAUGAGGUUGAAGUAAUUCCUUGACAAAAGGUUAACCCAAGAGUCGUAAUGUGAGUCCUUGAGCCCUCCAGCAGUUUGCUGCCUCCAACAGCUCCUUCUCCACAUCUUGAUUUUAGCAGGGUGUGUCUGUGAUGAUGAGGAGGAGAAGAGGCAGGUUUGGGACAAGGGUGUUUGUGUAGGGCUGCGUAGAUGCGGCUUCAAUCUUUGGUACAGCCUCCAGGUCCUGGGCAAGCAUUGAUGUGUGCUGUGAGUGGCAAACACCUGCUCCAGCUCCAUGGAAAGCUGCUUUAGGGAUGAGCAUUGCCAAGGUUGGCAUUGGCACACCUGAUUCUGGAGAUUGCUCUGAGCUGGGUGGGUGUGCACAGCCUGACCCCUGUGUGAUCUGCCCGAGUGCUCAUUUCUUGGAGAGCUCUGGCCCCAGCACUGCCCCAGGAAUGCAGGAACUGCUGUGCUGACAAAAAGGCUCCCUCAAUUUUUGCCUGCCCAUGAGUGCUGUAGCAAUUAGGCAGAACAGCUUGCUGAUGUAGGUUUGAUUCCCAGCUUGCUGGCCUCACUAGCAUACAACAGCUUGGAAAUCUUUUAGAGACAUUUCCCGUGUGAAUAUGGUUACUGCAAGACUUUGAGCACUCAGAGCCAAAAAAUUAGUGAAAUCAAGUGCUAAGCACACAAUUCCUUUCUUUGAUCGCUGCAGUCUUGAAAAGCAGGACUGGAGAGCAUCACUCCUCAUCACAGCUGCCCUGUGAAACACUACCUGAGGUGGAUAAUGCAACGUCUGACCAAGAGAGGACAACCAGCAGAGAUGGUGUCUGGGCAGGCAGAGGGGUAGGAGCAGUGAGAUGCUGAUGUGAGGUGGGUGUGCCCACCAGAGAUGCCCUGGUGUGGUGGGUGUGCCCCAAGCUGUGAUCCACACCUGCCUGCCCAGCAUGGUGUCCAUGAGAACAUCCUCUGCCUCCCUGCUCUUGCCUUCUUCUGUCUUUUCUAAUUCCCAUGUCUGUGUGUCUGCUCAUCCCCAUGGUCAGCUGUGCCUGAUGUUGCUGUGAAUUUUGUGCCUCCUUGUGUAGUGGGAGAUAAGGAGAGUUCCUAUUCUCCAAGUCAGCAUUUCUGGUGUGAGUCUUUUUAUAAAAAAUUGCUGUUUCCGUGUGUGCAAUGUGGAAUUUGGAAAAGAGAGACACAUUAAAAUAAUUGCACUCAGAAA